Periconia digitata is the source of this 249-nucleotide messenger RNA. The record is from the annotation of a GenBank genome assembly. NCBI's taxonomy places the organism in Eukaryota, Fungi, Ascomycota, Dothideomycetes, Pleosporales, Periconiaceae.
GUAGUCUACCAAAGACCAAGUUCUUCUGUGGCUCCCAUAAGAGUCAGGGGUCUGAUGGUACACUUUUACAGAAGAAGCUACAAUAAGCAAAGCAAAGGGAGUACAUGCAUUGUCACACGUAGAAGCUGCGGCACACGCCUUCAUUCUUUUCUUGGAUCAGAACCCCGCAUUCGAUACGUGGUCGUGAUCUUAUCGCUGUACCCGACUUACUCUACAAUCUCGUACCAGCUCCACUUUUGGUUCAUGUGA